AUGAUGGCGUCAUUCGAUGAAGCCACAGAUGGAUUUUAUCAUUGGUUAGUAUCCUCUGCCAGAAUUGAAAUUUCCCCCAAGAUAUUCGUUGGUGAUUUGCGAAGUGUAAAUCAAGGUAGAUGUGUGCUUGCGUCCCAGGAUAUAGGCUCUGAUGAAGUGCUAUUUGAGAUCCCCAGAUCUUCAGUUCUAAACGUGGCGACUUCUCAACUUGUUCGUGAUUUCCCGCAGCUAAAAGAUGUAUUUUGGCAGGAAUUGGGACAUUGGGAAGGUUUAAUCCUUUGUAUGGUUUACGAGAUUAAAGUGAUGGGACAACAGAGUUUCUGGUGGAACUAUUUACAAGUGCUACCAAAAUCCCAAGAUCUGAAUACUUUGGUAUACUGGUCCGCUGAUCAGUUGGCGGCAUUAGAGCCUUCUCUAGUGGUGGGUAGAUUGGGAGCCGACGAAUCUCAAGAAAUGUACCGCCAAAUACUAAAAUACAUACAAAACUUUGGCCCCGAAUUUCAAUCGAAAAUUGGCCAAUUGACAUUUGAAGAAUUUGUGCAUGUGGCAAGUGUUAUCAUGUCAUAUUCAUUUGAUGUGGAUUUAAAGGGUGAAGAUGAUGAAGAUGAUGAGGAUGAAGAUGAGGGCGAAGAAGAAGAAGGGGAAUCGAAUGUGGCCCAUGAUAAAUAUAUGAAAUCGAUGGUCCCUUUGGCAGAUACUCUAAAUGCAGAUACAAAACAAUUCAACGCACACUUGGUUUACGAUAAAGAAAGUUUAAAGAUGGUUUCUGUGAAACCUAUCAAGAUGGGCCAACAAGUUUACAAUUUUUAUGGUGAACAUCCUAACGCAGAAAUCUUAAGAAGAUACGGUUAUGUGGAAUGGGAUGGAUCUCAAUUUGAUUUUGGUGAACUGCCGUUGUCAUGUAUUACACAAGUAUUGCAAAGAGAAGCACCAGAGGAAUUCUUUCAAAUCUGUUUGCAGUUAUUACAGAAUGAUGAAACUAUCUUAGAACAUUUGGACCAGGAGCAGAUCGUCCUAGAGUCCUAUGAUUGCUUCAUUGAUGGCCAGGUUAUUCCUGAAUGCCUGUUACUCUUACAAGUUCUAACGGUUAUUUUACAGAUCCCCAAUGUAGGUGAAAAUUUAGAGAGAGAGUUGCAAAGAGUGGUUAAAAAGUGCUUACAGCUAGUGGAAAGUGGUCGUCUGACAAUCAAAUGCUUGAAAUUGUUCGAACACUGCAUAGACGAACGUCUACGGCAAUAUCCAAACCAUUCCUUCAGAGAAGUAACACCAAUUCAUCAAUAUGUACAUGAUGUGGAUGUUCAGAGAGGGAUUAUGGCUCAAAGAGUGCUACAAAGUGAAGUAGAAUCCCUACAAAAUUGUUACCUUUCCUUGGGGGAAAAAUUCCAAGUCAUAGACGAUGUUAAGCUUAUGGAUAAUAUUUUAAAGAAAAGAGUUGCACCUGCUCAAAAGACUAAAAACGAGUCCAAGAGAAAACGUACGCAUUAG
Molecule: messenger RNA, 1485 nt
Organism: Zygosaccharomyces rouxii
Lineage: Eukaryota; Fungi; Ascomycota; Saccharomycetes; Saccharomycetales; Saccharomycetaceae
Gene: RKM4
Product: ribosomal lysine N-methyltransferase
Exons: 1
Coding region: 1-1485 (494 amino acids)
Biological process (GO): peptidyl-lysine monomethylation
Cellular component (GO): nucleus
Molecular function (GO): protein-lysine N-methyltransferase activity; protein binding
Source: RefSeq, a predicted model, not a curated record